Messenger RNA from Penicillium psychrosexuale, 972 nucleotides. RefSeq names its product tetratricopeptide repeat protein. The transcript has 2 exons. Bases 1 to 972 code for a protein of 323 amino acids. The record is from RefSeq and is a predicted model, not a curated record. Lineage: Eukaryota; Fungi; Ascomycota; Eurotiomycetes; Eurotiales; Aspergillaceae. Gene Ontology annotation, molecular function: protein binding.
AUGAGACUGGUUGAAACUCAUUCGCUCAAGCCUACCGACAUAGAGCUCUUUGCGGGGCUGAUCUUCCGUACUGGAACAUACCUUUGGGAAUGCGAACAACCAACAAACGCGCGCUACUUCGUUGAAUAUGGUCUUUCGCUUGAGCUCAGUCAUUCCACUCAAUCUUACGCGCAUGCCUGCCGGCUUCUAGGCCAUAUUGCUUUGGAUUUGGCCCAGCCAGAGUCUGCGUUAAGUGCCUACCAGAAGGCAUUGAGAGUAAUAGAAGAAAUAGAGGAAGAAAAUUCACCUCUAAUUUCAGACGUAUACGACUCGAUCGCGUGCAGUUAUACCGAGCAAGAAAUGGUUACCGAAGCAUUUCGAUAUCUUUCAAAAGCGGCAGCUAUCCACAAGGCACACAACCCGCUUCAUAUGGCUCGAACAUACGCAAUCUACGCCAUGACACAUCUCCGAGCGGAACAACCAGACGAGGCAUUAAUGACACUGAAGAAAUGCUGGCAAUUACAAAACUUGACUGAAGAGCAGAUCAUUGAUUCCAAGUAUCCCAAGCACAGUGGAGAUAUUGUUCUCUUAGCGAGAAUCAAGUAUGCUCAAGGGUUGAAGCAAGAGGCUCAGCAGCUUGCUCUUAAAUCCAUUUCCAUUCGCAGAGAACUUUACGGAGAUAAAGGACCUAGAGUGGCUGACUCCAUGUUUCUGGUUGCUCGGAUGUUGGAAGCUGCCGAUGAGAAUGUUUUAGCUGCAAAGAUGUUACGCGCAAUUCUCGACAUGAGCCGAGGUGUGUCUGAAAUGCAGGGACAUCUCGCUCGAGCCUUGUGGUUUCUCGGGAUCUUAGAGCGACGAUUGGAGAACACUGUUUCUGCUGAGCAGCUCAAAGUUGAAGCUUUGAAUGAGCGCAAUAAGCUUGGUGAAAGAGGUAAUUUUGUUGAGGAGACUGAUCACUCUUUCGAGAGCCUGGUUGGAUGGAUGCUCUGGUAG